Dermatophagoides farinae (American house dust mite) is the source of this 989-nucleotide messenger RNA. RefSeq lists its product as uncharacterized. The record is from RefSeq and is a predicted model, not a curated record. Lineage: Eukaryota; Metazoa; Arthropoda; Arachnida; Sarcoptiformes; Pyroglyphidae.
GGAUGGAUGGUAUGACUAUAACAAAAUGAAAUAAUUGCCAUGAUUUCGAUAAUGAGAUGCGUCGUCCAUCGUAGAAUAUCUAUUUGUAUAUAUCUCUUUUUUGUUGUCAUUCAUGCGUUUAAAUUAUGAUGUCCAUUAUCAUGUUGAAGACUAUGUCGCUAUUUUAAGUGCUAAUGUAAAAAAACAAUGGCUAUUCUUAUACUCAUCAUCACAAUUAGACAAAACAUUUGCUUGUUUGUCGUAGCAUCAUCAUCAAUACAAAGAAACAUCAAUUCUUCUUCGAAAAAAUCAACUCUUAUGAUCAUUGCAUAGAAUCAUUGCAUUCAAGAUUAUCAACUAGAUAGAUCGAAUUAAAUAUAAUAAACAUUUAAUUUGUGACAAAUAAUGACAAUUAUUUCAUGACGAAAAUGUCUAUAUAUUGUUUCAUGUUUUUAUCUUUGACAUUCUUCAACAUUGGUUCAUCAUUUUUGAAUCCAUUGAAUAGAGAUUUUCUCUUUCUUCCUAAACUGUCCAACCAUGGUCGUUUACAAUUGGAAGCUAGCCGACCUGAAUUAGCACGUGCGGUUAUCUAUAAUCGUGAUAGACUGGAUCCGGCCAAUCAAAAUGUCUAUCAAGAUUCAGCUACAUUAAAAAUCAAAAAUCGUUCUGGAAAUUCUGAAGAUGAACUGAUCUUGAGUGAUGAUGAUUCUAAAAUCCCAAGUGAUUCAUCAAAUCAUUAUGUACCAGUAACGGUGAAAAAACAAGAAUCAAGAUCAAAUCCAAGUACAUCGCCCGAUGUCUCCGUGCAUAGUAAUAAUUUUCAGAAUGAAAAACGUCAUCCUAAAGAUCGUUUUGUCGAUGCCGAUGAAUUUUUGAAAUCAAAGCCAGAUGGCGAAGCCAAUUCGAAAAAUCGUCAAGAUGACCCUUUCAUUCAAUUCGAGAAAGAAUUCGAAAACAUUUUCAAACUUGAUGAUUUCAAAGAUUUUUUCAAUACUCGUAUUUUAAUUUGA